Molecule: messenger RNA, 3376 nt
Organism: Drosophila elegans
Lineage: Eukaryota; Metazoa; Arthropoda; Insecta; Diptera; Drosophilidae
Gene: mirr
Product: homeobox protein caupolican
Exons: 5
Coding region: 318-2270 (650 amino acids)
Biological process (GO): cell development; neuron differentiation; regulation of transcription by RNA polymerase II
Cellular component (GO): nucleus
Molecular function (GO): RNA polymerase II cis-regulatory region sequence-specific DNA binding; DNA-binding transcription factor activity, RNA polymerase II-specific
Source: RefSeq, a predicted model, not a curated record
UGGGUAUGGGUAGUAUGGAUAGUAUUGGGUAUGGGAUCGGGAAAGCGGAGUUGGGGGAAAGUGUUUCGUUUCGUUUCGUUUUAUUGACUGAGACAGCGGUUCGGGAUCCCUGUUCUGGGGCUCCGAGUUUCCGAGGUUCUGAAGGGCCCGUGGACAGCCCGCAACCCACUGAAGAGACGCGCUUAUCGCGCUGAUAAGGGGCAACGUUUUUAAUUAAGUUUUAGUGCCAGCUGGUAGCACGGUACAGUAGACCGUCUAUGUAGCUUUUUAUCCAUCGCAAGAAGCAGCUCUUUAAUGGGCCGCCAUAAACUUGAGAAAUGGAUUGGAGAAGAUCAAAGUCGUACAACCAAAUUUAUGAAAUACCUAUCAGGAAUGGGAAAAUUUUGAAUGCCGUUUCAACUCACCUUGCCACCUCGUCGCCCAACACGCCUCCAACCAACGCUCCGCAGAGUCCGCCCUCGACGCUGCCCACGCUCGCCUGUCCCGCCGCCCAGCCGCUGAGUGCACCCGGAAUCGCCGGGCCAGGCCACAGUGGCAUGGUAACCUCGACGGUGCCGCCGGGCGCCCGUUCCACCUCGCCGUGCGGUCCGUCCGCCGGCAUGCCCGCUCUCUCGCUGGUGGGCGCCCCGCCCCCCGGGCCGCACUCCUCCGGCCCCGGAGGGGCACCGGCGCCCGGGGCGGGCAACCCGCCCAACCGCUGCUGUGAUACGGGCCGCACCAUCUACACGGAUCCCGUGAGCGGCCAGACGAUCUGCUCCUGCCAGUACGACAUGCUCAACUACCAGCGACUAGCCGCCGCCGGAGGAGUCCCGCUCGGCGUCUAUCCGGAGGGCAUGUCCGCCUACCUCUCCGGCAUCGCAGCGGACCAGCCGCCGUUCUACGCCAAUCCGGCUGGCAUCGAUCUGAAGGAGAACCUGGUGGCCGGAGCAUCGCCCUGGCCAUAUCCAUCGAUGUAUCACCCAUACGACGCGGCCUUCGCCGGCUAUCCGUUCAACAGCUACGGCAUGGAUUUGAACGGUGCCAGGAGGAAGAACGCCACCCGCGAGACCACCUCCACACUGAAGGCCUGGCUGAACGAGCACAAGAAGAACCCGUACCCCACCAAGGGCGAGAAAAUAAUGCUGGCCAUUAUCACCAAGAUGACGCUGACGCAGGUGUCCACGUGGUUCGCCAACGCGAGAAGAAGACUGAAAAAGGAAAACAAGAUGACCUGGGAGCCCAGGAAUCGCGUCGACGACGACGAUGCCAAUAUCGACGAUGACGACGACAAGAACACGGAGGACAAUGAUCUGCUAGAUGCCAAGGACUCCGGCGUGGGUUCCACGGACGACAAGGACCGAUCGGGUCGCCUGGGCGACAUGAUGGCCGACCGUCCGGGCGAGAGCAACAACAGCGAGUGGUCCGAGUCGCGGCCGGGCUCGCCGAACGGAUCGCCAGACCUGUACGACCGGCCCGGCAGCAUGCCGCCGGGCGCGCACCCCCUCUUCCACCCCGCCGCCCUGCACCACCACUUCCGGCCGCCGGCGGGCUCGCCGCCGGACAUCGCCGCCUACCACCACCACCAGCAGCAGCUGCUGCAGCAGCACCAGCAGGCGCAGCAGAACUCGCUGCAGACGGCGGUGGGGGGCACGGCGAAGCCGAGGAUCUGGUCGCUGGCCGACAUGGCCUCCAAGGACAGCAAGGACUCGAGCUCGGGACCCAAGGACAGUCUCGUCGAGCUACCGCCUGCGCAUCCCGGCUUCUACGGCCAUCCCGGCCAGCAGCCCUCGCCGGGCAAGAUCCUAUCCCCGCUGGCCGCGAGGAUCCCCAACUAUUCGCCCUACGUCCGACCGGAUUUGUAUAGAGGCUUCUACGGACCAGCUGCGGCGCACUUGAGCGCCCCCACGCAGGAGUUCCUCGAGCAUCAGCGCACCUUCGGAGCCAGCUUGGCGGCCCACAAUGGCCCACUCGGCAUGAAUCCGCUGCUCUGGAAGGCGGCUGUUUCGGGCGCGGCCAAUGGACCCCACUUUGCGCCGCUCAGCCUGACGACCUCGGGCGGAUCGGGCGGCCAGCAGCAGGUACCGCCGCCGCCCGUGGCCUCGCCCUCCGCCUCCAGUUCGUCGUCGUCCAUGGGCUGUGACGUGGUGCACAUACCCACCAGCAGCGGACAGUCGGCGGCACAGCACAUGAUGGGACCAAUCUCCAGCAACUCCACCGCCUCGUCCUCCAGCUCGCACUCCGGCAAGAUAUCGCCGGGCGUGAAUGUGACCUCGCUGAGUGCAAAGCCAUGACAUCCAUCGGCCUGUUCUCCGGACCCGGACCCGAUUCCGGCGGCCACCGUGGCCUCGCCCAUCUCCGCCUUCCGCUCGCUGAUCGCCUUCCGGGAGCAGCAGAAGCUGACCCUCCUGCGGCCGUAGUCACCUCCAGUUUCGAUGACGCCUUCGAGGCGCGGGCUUGAAAGGUAUAAUUACACUUUCGGACAAUAAUUUACAAUGUGAUUAUUCGGUAUUUUGAUUAACGCCGCUUAUACCAAAUAGCAAGCAAAAACAAAUGCAGCGGUUCCUUUUGGCAUUGGGCCCCCAACAACAAAAUAACACAAGAAAACCAAUUAAAUUCGAGAAACAACAAGGAUAAAAUUAAAAAUUGAAAAGAGUAAAGCGAAAAGCGAAAAGAGAAAAAAAUACCCAACCGCUGCCCCAGACGUUGUGCAAUUUUGUGGAGAAGAUAAUCCAAAAACCAUUUGAAGAUACGUUAAUUUAAUUACAUACAACUUAUGCAAUCAGAGCUUAUAGGAUGUAAAUUGGAAGAUAUAUAGCAGGGCGACAUCAAUGAAUACAUACAUACCCGACGACCACAAACACUAACAUAACCGCGAUGAUGGCAGAUCCGAAACGAAACACCCACUAAAUUAUAGAAGCACAAUUCCUGGCAGCUAGGUCCACUUCUGUAUCCCGUAUCCCAUCUGUAGUUAUUUUUCUUUAGCCUUCGAUUUGAGUUCGUAGCUAGGAGGACCCGAAACAUAUCAACCCAAGUCUGCUGGAAAACCCCCCAAUUAAAUUCCCCCUCCUUCCCCAAACCGAAUGAGAGCCCAAACCCAAGCCAAAUGUACACGAGCAAUCAUUGAUUUAGCUGUUAUUGUUUUUAUCGUCUUAAGUUACCAAUUUGUUCCUGUCGUUUAUAAAUUUAAUUUAUUUUACUUCGUAUGUACCAUAAUUUUCUACGUGUGUAAUUAUUUCCUAAACUAGAGAUCCAUGUAUUGCUGUACUUUAUGCACAAGUUGUAAGUAUGUAAGCUCGCGUAAUUGUAGCGCCCUAAGCGUAGUGUAAAUUAGUAAAACUGUAUAUACUUAUAAUAAAAGAACGAUAAUGAGACACAUUAAACAAAAGCCACAAUUAUU